AUGAAUGCAGGGCUGGGCGGGCAGCAGGCUGCAAGGCUGCUGGGCGGCUGCAGAAGCGCCAGCAUUUGGCGGUCCGACAAGACAAAGGACUCCAUUGUGAGCGACCCCGUGCAGGACCUCAACCCACAGAGCACCCGCGAGAAGCGCUUCGCCGACGAGGACACCCGCCCCAUCAGCACCCUCUCUCAGGACACUGCUGCUGGUGUGGCCCCGAGAAUGGACCAGCGCGAGGGGGACAGCUCCUACGGCAAGGAUGACAUUCGGAGCACGAAAGAGAAGAUGAAGAACAUGGAUGGUACGUCGUUCAACAAGGAGACCGGAUUGGACAAGGACAUCAAGGACGAGCGCAACCGGCAGGGCGUCAGCCUCGAACAGGACACUCCGCUCUACAAGGAGGGCGCCGAGUACUCCGACGCUUCCGCCACCGACGUCCGCAAUUCAGACGACAUGAACCCGGACCACAAGACCACGGAUCCCUUCAAGACGCCCGAUUCGAGCUGGUUCGCCUGA
Messenger RNA from Acanthamoeba castellanii str. Neff, 510 nucleotides. RefSeq lists its product as uncharacterized. NCBI's taxonomy places the organism in Eukaryota, Discosea, Longamoebia, Acanthamoebidae. Bases 1 to 510 code for a protein of 169 amino acids. The record is from RefSeq and is a predicted model, not a curated record. The transcript is spliced from 4 exons.